Messenger RNA from Benincasa hispida (wax gourd), 345 nucleotides. The record is from RefSeq and is a predicted model, not a curated record. NCBI's taxonomy places the organism in Eukaryota, Viridiplantae, Streptophyta, Magnoliopsida, Cucurbitales, Cucurbitaceae.
AUGGCGAGAAAGGUUGGUUCUAAUUUCCAGGACCUGCUUCCGGUAAUGGCAGAGAAACUGGGGGGAGAAGGGCUGAUAAAGGAGCUGUGUAAUGGGUUUGAAGUGCUGAUGGACAAAGAGAAAGGGUUGAUCACGUUGGAGAGCCUUAGAACAAACUCUUGGCUGUUGGGUGUGCGAGACAUGGCCGAGGAGGAGCUUCUUAGUAUGAUGAGGGAAGGCGAUUUGGAUGGCGAUGGUGCUUUGAAUCAAAUGGAGUUUUGUGUUUUGAUGUUCAGAUUAAGCCCUGACUUGAUGCAACACUCUUUGAAUUGGCUUCAAUACGCUUUGGAAAGGGAGUUUAAUUGA